Molecule: messenger RNA, 3975 nt
Organism: Chilo suppressalis (striped riceborer)
Lineage: Eukaryota; Metazoa; Arthropoda; Insecta; Lepidoptera; Crambidae
Source: the annotation of a GenBank genome assembly
GCUAAAUAUCGGUACUUAUUAUGAAACAAAGUUCUAUAAUUCGACAAAAGCUGAUACGAUGUAUGUACGGAGCUUUUUUUGCAAUCUUAAUCAAGAAGGAGCUCCUACCCGUUCUAGGAGGGGCAGGCUUUUGAGAUUGUUCCUGAAUAUCAGUGGGUUUGCUUCAGGGAUUCCAGAAUGCAGCACACAUUACAUUUGACUUUCCCGCCCAAAUUCAAGUGUUGCAAGGAUUACACAAGAAGAAAACGAAGAAAACUAAUUUGUAUACUGUACGCAUUUCCAGCUUUGCAUUACAUAUUAAAUCAUAGGUAUACACACCUAUAUAUUUAUGUUUAUAUAAACAGGCAAAUACACAAAAACCGGCGAAUAAAAAUCAAUGGAAUGAAUCUACUGAUGGAAGCUGACGUCAUUCACUGGAUCUGUCCAUAGUCACAUAAUAAUACGACAAAAUGCUAGUGGUCGGUUUGAGCUCCUUUAUGGCCGAUGAGAAUGUAUUUUUGAAUUAGUCGAGUAAACUGCUGUCAGAUUUCGUUCGCGAGAUUCGGAAGAAGUUUCUUAUCAGAAUGUCUUAGUAAAGAGUGACAAAAGAUAGUAGUAGUGUAGUAGAUUGAGUGAGACACCACCAUGGGGCAGAAUGGUGGUGCGGACUUUGGCAAUCUUAUACAAGGAGCGGGAAAGCAGCUCUUGAAUCGAGGAGGGCAAGCAUUACUCCAGUAUGGAGCCCAGGCCCUCGGAAACAUCAUCAAUGAAGUCUUCCAGAAAAAGGAGGUAGAACAGAAGAGAUUCUUGCCGAGCAUCAAAAAUUAUAAAGUGCUAGGCGAGACCCGUCCCUCGUCGUUCGGUCCAGCCACAUACCAGGACUUCAAGGAUAUCAGGUCGCGGUGCUUAGCUGAAGGCAGACUGUUCGAAGACCCCGAGUUCCCAGCGGUGGACCGCAGCCUCUACUACAAGGAGAGACUGGACCGGCCCAUCACUUGGCUCAGACCCGGGGAAAUAUGCGAAGACCCUCGGCUGUUCGUGGAAGGCUACAGCCGAUUCGAUGUGCAGCAGGGAGAGUUGGGCGACUGUUGGCUGCUGGCCGCCGUCGCCAAUCUAACGCUGUACAGGAAAUUGUUCUUCCAAGUGGUGCCAGAUGACCAGAGCUUCGAUGAGGAGUACGCUGGUGUGUUCCACUUCCGUUUCUGGCAAUACGGCCGAUGGGUUGACGUAGUGAUAGACGACCGGUUGCCCACGUACCGUGGAAAACUGGUCUUCCUACAUUCUUCAGAGAGGAAUGAAUUCUGGAGUGCAUUAUUAGAAAAGGCGUAUGCCAAAUUGCACGGAUCUUACGAAGCCCUAAAGGGUGGUUCCACAUGCGAAGCAAUGGAGGACUUCACCGGUGGUGUUACGGAAAUGUACGACGUCGCAGAAUUACCACCGAACUUUUAUACUAUUCUAUUGAAGGCGUACGAGAGGAACUCGCUUAUGGGAUGCAGUAUCGAGCCGGACCCCAACGUUCUCGAAGCCGAAACUCCCGUAGGUCUAAUCCGUGGUCACGCAUAUUCCAUCACUCGGGUUAAAUAUGUCGACAUAGAAACACCUGGGAGAGCUGGAAAAAUACCGUUGUUGAGACUACGGAACCCCUGGGGCAACGAGGCCGAGUGGAACGGACCCUGGAGCGAUAAAUCUCCGGAGUGGCGUUUCAUCCCAGAAUCUGAGAAGGAAGAGCUCGGUUUAACUUUCGACGAUGAUGGAGAAUUCUGGAUGUCCAUGAAAGACUUUGCACAGCACUUCGACAGAGUGGAGAUUUGCAACUUGAACCCCGACUCUUUGGACCCUGAUGAAUGUCCCGAAGGAUGCACAAAGAAAUGGGAGAUGUCCGUCUUCGAAGGGGAAUGGGUUAGAGGCGUUACCGCUGGUGGAUGCAGAAAUUUUCUGGAGUCUUUCUGGAGGAACCCACAAUAUACAGUCACUUUAACCGACGUCGACGAAGGAGAUGACGACAAUAAGUGCACAAUAAUCGUAGCGCUAAUGCAGAAGAAUCGUCGCUCGCAGCGUCACCAGGGACUCGAAUGCCUCACCAUAGGGUUCGCGGUCUACCGACUGCCUGACUACGGCCAUGUGCCCAAACCAUUAGACGUCAACUUCUUCAAAUACAACGCUUCCGUUGGGAGGUCGCAGGCUUUCAUCAAUCUGAGAGAAGUCAGCGCUAGGUUCAAAUUCGAGCCCGGCAGCUACGUCAUAGUGCCUUCCACUUUCGACCCCAAUGAAGAGGGGGAAUUUUUGCUACGUGUAUUCUCUGAGAAGUGCAAUAAUAUGACUGAAAACGAUGAGGACCUCGGCAUGGGAGAUGUCGAUGACAGAGUGAAGGAAAUAACACCGAACCCGGAACCGACGGAUCCCAUUCGCGAUUUCUUCAACCGUUUAGCCGGUGCCGAUGGGGAAGUAGAUUGGCAAGAACUGAAAGAGAUUCUCGACUACGCCAUGAGGGAAGAGCUGGCCAUGCGGAAGGGCGGCGCUUACGACGGCGGUGGAGGGGGGAUGAGAAUGGAUGGUGGAGGGGGAGGGAUGACGUCAUCGUCCCCCCCUCAGGAGCAGAGCUGUCUGGAACAACUGCUGUGCGCCCUGUGCGCGCCGAUAUGCAAGGAGAUAGGCGUCGAUUUGCAACAAGUGCAACAAUCGCAGGGCGUUGAGCAAGUGCAUUUGAAUCAACCACAACCAGAAUUAAAAGGGCAAGGCUUCUCUAAGGAGGUGUGCAGAAGUAUGAUAGCCAUGUUGGAUAAAGAUGGCUCUGGUGGACUUGGAUUUGAAGAGUUCAAAACUUUGUGGAUCGAUCUGCGUAACUGGAGGGCUGUUUUCCGUCUAUACGAUACUGAAGGGCGCGGUGCUAUCCCCGCCUAUCACCUCAGAGAUGCCCUUCAUUCCGCUGGAUACACUGUCAAUGCACACGUUCUCAAUGUAAUGGCUCACAGAUACGGCUCCUCAGAUGGUUACAUUCAGUUUGACGACUUCAUAAUGUGCGCCGUGCGACUCAAAACCAUGAUCGCUAACAACGAACCGCUCGAGAAUCUCGAACGCGAACUGCAAGGGGUGCCAUGAGACAACGCCGCACGUACACAAAUACGUUCAAACAAAGAUCGUCUGGGGGCGAACAUGCAACGUUCUCGCUGGAAGAAUGGCUGAAUCGCACAGUGUACUCUUAAGAUCGACGAUUCGCCUUUAAAACGCCUUAUUGUGAAGGCCUUAGGGUCUAAAAUUAAAAUCGGCCUUUACAACUUAAGUUAAUUAUAAUCUCAAUGGACACAGUUGGCAAAAAAAACCUUAAAAAAAUACAACCGUGUGUUUUUUUUCAAUUUUUUUUUUAUUUGACAGUUUUUGUUAUUCUUGUAUAUUUAUAUGAAUUGCGAACAUUGAGAUAAAAAAACCGACUGUUCUUAUGGAGAUUCUUAUUGAUUCUAAGUCACAAAAUAAUGUUAUAAUGAUGAUUGAUGUAACUUUUAAUACUUUUACAUUGUAUCAAAUACGGGUAUGAAUACUAACUUCGAUGUCAAAAUUAAUAUACCUACUUACUGUCCAUUUUUUAAUGUAUCAAUGUCAUUUAUUGUACAAAUUGUAUACAUUUAAAUUUAAGAGAAUGGUUAUAAUAAUAUUGAAACAGUAUUUUUUUAUCCACCGAUUACUCAUUCCAUGUGAAAAUGGUUUUUUUUCUUGUUUUACUAAGGUUGUUUUUAGACGAGUUGUACACAACAUCCUUAGUUUACUGUGCGAUGUUGCUACCUUUGCUUCCGCAAAUAAUUAAUAUAUAAUUAUAAUAUAAAGUAAUGAUAAUAUUAUAUUGUUACAUUCAAUCUGUUGCAUUGAUAAUGGCAUUUUUAUAUAUUAUUAUGUAUUCUCUUUUGUAAUAUUUAUGACACUAUUAAAUCUAAAUCCGACAUAUGAGAUCUGAAUAAAUGUUUUCUUUUAUUUAUUAAAUCAUUUGUUUUAUUCCUACCCUGG